AUGGCGGAAAAGAGCAACACCAUGAUUCCAGUUACCAAAACAACCAACGGUGGUGAGGUAAUACUUCCUCCUUUUACUGAAGAUCGCAAACCGCAGUUUCCGCCAAUCGUUUCAUCUUACAAUGAUAAAAUACGUCCCAUUCUUGAUGCCGUCGACAAGCUCCGUCGUCUCAAAGUCACCCAAGAAGGCAUCCCUCUUCCAGCCAUCGUCGUUGUUGGUGACCAGUCUUCCGGCAAGUCCAGCGUUCUAGAGUCACUUGCCGGCAUAAGUUUACCACGUGGACAGAACAUUUGCACAAGGGUACCUCUUAUUAUGAGGCUUCAAAACCAUCCAGAUGCUGUGCCGGAACUCAUACUGGAGUAUCAGAAAAAAACGGUUAUGAUAAUGGAAGAACGACAAAUAUCAGAUGCCAUCGAUAAAGCUACUGUGGAGAUAGCCGGAGAUAAUAAAGGGAUAUCAAAUGUACCCUUAACUUUAGUGGUCAAGAAGAAUGGUGUUCCAAAUCUCACCAUGAUUGAUUUGCCCGGAAUAGCUCGGGUUGCUGUGGGUGAUCAACCGGAAAACAUAUACGAACAAAUUUCAGAUAUGAUAAUGGAGCACAUUAAGCCAGAAGAGAGUAUCAUUUUGAAUGUUCUUGACGCAAAUGUUGAUUUUUCAACUUGUGAAUCCAUUUGCAUGUCACGACGUGUUGACAGCACCGGGCAAAGGACUUUGGCCGUGGUAACCAAAUCCGAUCAGUCGCCGGAGGGCUUACAUGAGAAGGUAAUGUCAAAUGAUGUCAAUAUCGGACUUGGCUAUAUCUGUGUUAGAAACCGUAUCAAAGAUGAAACCUAUGAAGAGGCUCGAAUACAAGAAGCCACACUCUUUCAAACUCACCCAUUUUUGUCCAAGAUGGACAAAUCUAUUGUAGGUAUUCCUAUUUUGGCCCAUAGACUUGUCCAGAUUCAAUCAAUGAUCAUAUCAAAAUGUUUACCGGACAUUGUCAAGAAGAUCAAUGAGAGACUUAAUGCUUCGGUUUUGGAACUCAACAAGCUACCCCGGAUUCUUACUAGUAUUCCCGAUGCAAUGGCUGCUUUUAUGCAAAUCGUUGGGUCCUUAAAAGAAACAUUUCAAAAGAUCUUGAUUCGAGGUGAGCUUGAGUAUGAUGAUAAAGAAAUGCAUUGUAAUGCUCGAUUGGCGGAAAUGUUGGAUGAGUUUUCAGAAGAACUCCACAAGAGUGAAAAAAUUUCUGAAAAUUUUCUUGUUGAGGAGAUGCUGGUUUUAGAGGAAGCAAAUGGGAUUCGGUUGUCUUUUUUUCUCUCACACUCAGCGUUUCUGUAUUUGCUUAAGAAGAAAUUGACCAACAUCUCUAAUUUGCCGAUUAGUUUCUUAAACAAAGUCUGGGGAUAUCUUGAGAUUGUUUGGGUUAGAGUCUUGAUGGAUCAUUGUGAGAAUCAUCCACAAAUUCUUCCUUCCAUAAAGAAAGCAUCUUUGAAUGUGAUGUUAAGAAUGAAGGAGAAGUUGGUGGAAAGGGUUUAUGAGAAGAUUGAAAGGGAAAAAGUAACAGAUUACACUUGUGACCCCGAUUUCAUAGCUUCUUGGAACAAGUUAAUGGGCAAGCGUGAUGAGUUUUUGAGGGCAAUCCCCAAUCGUAAUUCAUUUUCUAUGGAAGGUUAUGGGUCGAUUGAUAUCACACAUCUAGUGAGUGUUCCAGCAACCAAAAGAGAUCAAGCAUUUGACUUGAAAAUGAGGAUCAUGGCUUACUGGAAAAUUGUUUCGCGAAGAAUAGUGGAUUGGAUAGCUCUUGAGCUUCGAUUUGUGAUACAAAAAAUGGUGAACAAGGUGAUGGAAAAGGAGAUAGUAAAUGAGGUGAUGAUGCGUGGUGGUGGUGGUGGUAUGGAGAAAAUGUUGGAUGAGCCAACUCCGGUGGCCGCAAAGAGGGAGAGGCUUCAAAUGAGUAUCGGUUUGCUCCAGGAAUCACAGCAAAUUAUCCAACAAGUCAUGGAUGCUAUUUGAAUAAUCACUUAUUAAAAAAGAAGUGUGGGAACUAAUCAUUUUGUUUGCAUGUUUGGUAUUUAGCUUAUUAGGCUUUAUGGUACUAAGU
This is a messenger RNA of Lactuca sativa (garden lettuce), 2083 nucleotides long. Its product is annotated as dynamin-related protein 4C. Gene Ontology annotation, cellular component: cytoplasm; microtubule; membrane. Gene Ontology annotation, molecular function: microtubule binding; GTPase activity; GTP binding. NCBI's taxonomy places the organism in Eukaryota, Viridiplantae, Streptophyta, Magnoliopsida, Asterales, Asteraceae. The record is from RefSeq and is a predicted model, not a curated record.